UUAACCUAUAUUGUGGAAGGAACCGUUCCAAGCUUUAUCACCGAAAAUGACAGUGUAAAUUAUCUACCAUUUCCGGGUAUCAAAACCAUCCAAUUCUAGGAGAAUUGUUUGGAUGUUUCCCCAGAUAUGAUGUGGAGGGGACAGUGUUGUCAGAAUGGAUGACAAAAAAUGGCGUUCUGGUUGGAUUCUCCUGCUGGUUUUGGUCCAGAUCAGCGUGAAGUUCGUCCAAUGCCGCCCGGUCGCGUCAAAGGAAGAUGACUCGCUUGCUUCGGCGGGUUUGUUGACAAAAGACUCAAGAUUGGCACACAACUUGGUGUUGGGGCUACUGGUCACCAUAGCAACCCUUAUCAGCCUCACGAUAGUGCUGGUGCUGUGUACAUGCGCCAGCAAGCCAGACAGUGGCAGGGAUGACGAAACAAAAGGUGACACUGAAAAGGAAGAAAUCCAGUUGACAAAUAACGGAGUCCCAGAGAGUCCCUCACCAGAAGCCUUAACGGCUCCAGACUCGGAGACAGCACUGACUGUCUCAGCUAACAAUGCUCGGAAGAUGCGCUCGGCUAGUGUCCAGUCAGCAUCCUCCAGCCCAGGCCACUCAGACGAUCCACUCACCCGGUGCUCCACGUGUGAGCGCAGGCUACCCGAACUCCCCCCCACCCCCAUGCCGCCAGUCACGCCCACCAAUGAGGACGAGGAGGAUGACUGUAAUCGGAUGUACGACGUUAUAGGUGAGACCAAGAAUUCCCCAGCCAGCCCGACCAAUGAGGAUGGCAAGAAGGAAAAUACAGACGACGAAGUGGAAGAUGAUCAAUAUGCCUCUGUUACCAAUAAUGCCGCUCUCAAUCAGGCACGUGGACCCCAAACCGAACUGGCAGAAGAUACUGACUAUAACAGUAUCGGAAGUGGAAACGUCCGCAAAACAGACGUGGAAGAGGGCGAUGACCCAUACACCAGUGUGGUCGUGGGAGGGGACACCAAAGAGGUGGAGACCAAGGACGACAAGGAGGGCUACUCGCGACUUCGCAGCAUCCAGAAGCGUCCGGGGAGAGAUGACUCAUCAGAAGCCAGGGAGAAGGAUGGCUAUGCCCGCCUGAGGGACAUCACUUUGGGCAGUGCUACAGUGGAUGGGGCAGUGGGUGGGGCAGUGGGUGGGGCAAUAGGCGGGGCAGUAGGCAUGGUUAAAGAUGAUGAUGAAGAGGUGCCACCUGUUCCGUACAAACCACCUGACCUCCAGAACGAGGAGGACGAAGAACCAAACUCAACAAUUCCAAGGACUCCAAGUGUUGGCACAGCAGGUGCUUCAGCUGCAGUUGGUGCUGUAGCUAACAGUGACGGAAAUGCUGCAGCACCAGCAAAGAAGAGAGAGCCGCCAUAUACACAGGUGUCAGCCAGAGAGAGUCUGGAGGUGGUUCGCGCCCGGCAGCAGGCUGAGCAGAAUGCCCGCAUUGCUGCCCAUUACCAGACCAUUGAAGAAGACCAGAGCCUAGACGCCGACCAUGACGGCAUCUACGAACCUGUGGAUGAUCAGCAGCUGGAUGGCCAAUUGGUGAUGUCCCCUCCACCUCUUCCUAGUGACCGACAGGGCUCUUCUAAUGGACCCAUACAUGCAGCAAGCAAUAGUUGGCAGGUUCCAAGAGCACCACGUGUCUAUGAAGAAAUCACUGAUGAGACCAGGCCUAGACCGCCCAAUGUUUUAGCAGGAGCUGCAAACCCACAAGGAGCAAGUAAUGAAGACAUUGAGCCCUAUGCUGUCACUGAGAAGAGAGCAAACCCUGCCGAGGCUCCGAUGUAUACCGUUGUAGACAAGAAAUCCAAAGCUAACUACGCAAAGGUCAACAAGGCCAACAAGAGCCCCCAGGAUCAGGCCAACAACAAUGCACGGACUGAAGCCAGGGCAUCAGACCCGGGGUCGCCCCCACCGACCAAUGAGGAGGGUGACCUACCACUGUAUGCUGUGGUGGACAAGAAGAGCAAAGGUCAGGGGUCAAAGUCCCCUGGGAAUGAGGACACCGCCCAGUUUACCUGGGACAUGGCUUUAUCGAAGCAGGCAGAAGUGGAGGACAACUACCAGGCCAUGGAUGAGGAGGACAACUACCAGUCCGUCGGCGACGCAACGGGAAGCAGCAGUGCCGGCGCCGCGGCCAUCGCCGGGGGGAUGGUCCACGUCAGUGGGCACGAAGCCAGCAAAGACCUGUGGACCAAGAAGGAGCACAUGUACAUCGACGUGGAGACCACCCAACCCAGCAAGCUGGCUGAAACCAACCACAAGGCGGGGGAGAGCCAGCGGGGCAACCACAGCUACGAGUCGGUGGAAGUGGUCCCGCCCAGCAAGACCGUCAGCAAAAAGGAGAAGCAGAAACAGGCCAAGAAGGCCAAGAAAGAGGCCAAGAAGGAGCGGAAAAUGUCAAAGAGCUCCAAGCACACCAAAGACAAGGAGAAGGACAAAGGGGGAGCCGCAGCGGGACCCUCCGGGGAAGACACAGUUUGGCAGCGGCAGGACUCGCAAGAAGCCAACGGGAAUGGUAACAACAACAUCAACCAGUUUGACGACUAUGAAAAUGUCUCCUUCCCCCUCCAAGAAACCAGGCUGUAGAAGUCACAUUUCAGGAGAAUUCCCCUCCAUGAAAUCAGCAUCUCAUCGACAGUUUAUUUUCUUGCCAAUUUUCCCCCCCCCCAAAGAAAUGCGGUAACAAAGCUUGAGUACCAGCGUUGGACACAUCAGGUUGGACACUUUAACUGCGCCUACAUGUACACGUUUGCACAUGUACGUGAUAAUGUGUGACCACCAGCUAUUACAGCAUUGUUGGCCAAAACUGUAGUGUCCCACAAGUGCCACAAGCAAGUGCAUGCAUCAUAUGUUUCAGUUAUUUUGUUUUAAUAUGGGAAAUAUUGUUUACUGUUAUACUUUUUGAACGGAAAUAGUUUGCAAAUUUGUUUGAUGAGGCUCAGUGUUCCCUUUUUUAACCAUGCUGAGCCUGAGAUAUCUCCACAGUCGGAAAGGGAAGCCCAAGGCAGUUACUGAGCCUAGGUUAAGCGAAUGGCACAGACAUUUGUAUCGACACAUCUGGGGAUCUGACUACUGCACACCGAGAAGGCCCCCGGUGAUGGUGGAACCAUUGUGCUAGUUGUGGCUCAGAAUAGAAUGGUACUUUAUACAGUUGUGUCUGAGCUACAGGUAAAGCUGUCACAGAGUGUGUGCCAUUACUGGAGACCUUCCCGGAGUGUCACAGCAGUCUUUACAUGUGUGCGCUGCCCUCAUUUGACCAAUGACAGAAAAUAGUCUUUUGACUUAACUACUAGUGUGAGGUUGUUGCAUUUCAUGUGAAAAGUUAACUUAAAUGCAGCACAGAGGAUGUAUAUAAUCUGUUGGUGGGGCGUAAGGCGUGCUGUUGAAGUUCUUUCAUGACUUUUAGGAAGGCCAAUUUGAAAUAAUUUGGGCAAACAGAUUUUACUCAGACAUGAUUAGUUAUCAGUUUGAUAAUAGUGGUUUUUAUAUAUUUGAUCUGCCCAAUGUACAUAGGAAAAAGUAUAUAUUUUAUGACGAUUUUUAGCUUGUAUAACGCAAUAUGGAAUAGUGACUCACUAAAGGUAGUUAGAAAUUAAGGAUUUCUUAAGAUUGAGAUUGUAUUCCAGAAGAAGUAUAAAAGUAGCCAAAAGUUGAGAACAAGUCAUUUGCUACAUGUACGUGAAUAAUGCUUAGUGGCCUGCUUAGUGUUUUCUAUCACGUCUGCACAUUUAUCAAGGGUUGACUACUGCAAUGCAGAACAUGGCAUUUGUUACAUCCCGGGGGUGACAUGGGAGUGGAGAUGUGGUUGAUGGUGUCAAUGUGACCUCCCGAAGAGGGUAAAAACACAUUCCAUGUCUCAAGCAGCCAACAACUUUUGUUUCUUUCAUAGGGUCUGUGAGUCAAAAAGAUCAAGGUUUGGACUGAGUCUGCAAUAAACAAAUUUGUUUAAUAUCAUGACCUUUGGUUAAUGACUGUGACCUCUUCUGCCAAAAUAACCUCAAAACUCAGUGCCUGCCUGACCAGUGUCAGUUUGGGUGUGAAUUAGAUACAUGUAUAAAGCAGCACGUGAGGGACCUUUUUAGUGACUAGGUAUGUGGCCAUGCUAGACCAAUGAAAUUAUUGUAUCCUACAUGUAAUGUAAACGUGUAUCGGUAUGUUUAGCAAUGAAACUCGGCAGACUAUAAUAGAUGGUUACUACCUUGAACGGCUUUGGAUAUGCUUGACACCAGCCACCUGCAGCAUUGACAUGGACUGAUACCUGUCAGCUACUCACACUGUAUGGACCGUGACGAUGAAAAAACUUGCUUUGAAGUAUUUUUAGCCAACAGCGUCUGUAAUCCAGAAGAUUCCACCCUUUAAUUUUCGUAGAAAACAUGCAAAUGAGUUGCUGUACUAGACACUAUUCAUAUUUUGACUUGCAGAAGACAUACAAGCAGAUCACCUCCAAAUUGUUGAUUGAGUGAUAUUUUAAAUAGGUUUUUAGGUUUAAUUGUUGGAUGUGUGAUGUUAAAUAGUGAUAUGAUAGUUGCAAUUGAUAUAUUUCUCCUGUGGUGGUCAGGUGGAUGUGUUUCUUGCAAACAUUUGGGAGAUCUAACAAUCUAUACAUGCCUUUUUGAAGUUACAAGUACGGUAUAAUUUAAUCACACCAGUAGUAAGAAUAAGCAUUUACCUAAACCCUCCCAGAUCCUACGAAAUCCAUAAGGAUGUUUAGGAUGUAAGUUGAUGAGCUUGGCAGCAUUGAUGAAGCUACAGCCCAGCCAGUGUUGCUGUACAUGAGGCUUGAUGAAACCUUUGUCAGUUCAAGCUAAUGUCCAAAGCCUCCACCAUGAAGCUCUUGCUCAGUGGUAGGCUUGGCUCAAGACCUGGCACUGAAUCUUUUCCCCAAACGCACACACAGUUAUCCCAGUGGGAAUCUACAACUUCUUAACCGUAUUGUUGCCAGAGGGUAUUAUCACAAAGCUGAGCUAAACCAGGUUCCUGAUAGCAUCCUCUAUCAAUGGUAUGUUUCGAUUUUGUAAGAACAGGUCACAUGGGAGACUUGCAUUUGUGUUGACUCAAAUUUCGUGUCUUCAUACAGUAUUUUUCUUUUUGUACAUAGCCAUGUUUUGUAAAUACUUGAAUGUUUUCUUCAUGCAUACUUUCAACCACCAUUGUUAAACAGAAAUUGUGUAAGAGUUUAUGUUUUAAGUUUUUAUUGCCAAAUGCUUAUAAAUAUUCAAUUACUUAAGCAAAUAUAUUCUAAUUUCUGUAUCUUAAUUGAAUCAGAUGUGGGUACCUGUUUUUAAUAUUGCUGCUGGAUCAAAUGAGAACUUAACAAGAAAGUGUUAAAGAUGUACUUUGUUUAGUUUUAGGGUACAGUUUUUAUGUGUUUAGACAAACAGAUCAUUAAGUGUUGAGCAGUUUAUAGAAAUCGUUUCAAAACUCCACAAAUGAUUCUCUGAAUUCUUUCCUUGCACAUUUUGUGUGCUUUGUUCCAUACUGUAUAUUUGCAAUUUUACUCACCAGUCAUUACUUCCAAUGAGUGAAAAUUCACUUUGACAGAAACAUGGACAAAAUGAUUAGAGCAAGAUUCUUUGCAUGGGUGGAGUUCGCACCUUAGUUUCCAGUCUCAUGAUUUUCUUUUUGGCUGUCUGCAAAAAGGUGUUAGUUUAAUUAAACUCAAAAUCAUGGCAUCUUGUUGUGCCAGCGAGGGAUAGAGUUGGAAUUUCACUCUUUGGAAAUCAAACCUUUUUUGUGAAAUGUGAUAUUUAUUAUGAAUUUCAAAGAGUUUGAUGGAACUGCUCAGCCACCGCACUGUCAAAAUUUGCUUCAAGAAUUGGCUGAAAGCCUCUUUGUGGUCCGUUGAGUCAUUGUGCCAUGCACCCAUAAAAUCUGAAAGAUUUAAACAGGUUCAUGUGCAUGGUUAUUGACCAGCCUGGCCUGGCAGAAAAUGUGGUUUGAUAGAUUGGUCAGGUAUUCAGGAGACCUUUUACUGUAACUAAGCCGUGCCCACUGUACUUAAGAGUGACAACACUUGCCAUGCUCCAGCGUGUCGGAUUGGUUGCACUGCUCUGAAUCCCUCUAACAUCACAGGGCAGUGCCUACAUGGUUGGUGUCUCGUCAGGGGAUCCAGAACUUUUAUUCAUUCAUCUAGCAAAAGGUCCUCAUAAGUGAAGAAGAGAAUGAAGAAAUAUAUUGUGUCCAGACCAACGGUGUUACAAGAUCAGGCUCAGAGGCCGUGGCCUGGACCAGUUUCCAUGUUGCUGCUGAGCAAAUCCGUUUCUUAGAAGCAGGUAAAAGUCGGCUGAGAGCCAUGCAGCACCACGAGUAACGUGCAUCACUUUGUAGUUUGAUCAGUAACUCGUUCUGGCUUUGCUGCUUGAUAUCUGCACUUGCAGUGUUUCUGUGACAGUUGAACUCCCUGAAAUAUUCAGUGGUCAACCCCUCCACCAAAAAGCCGUGUUUGAGUCAACUGGCUACGUCUGGGAGUAAUGCAUGCAUCUAUGGAAUGUGACAUCAGCCACAAGCCAGUGGCUUUCAUAGACGUGCAUGUUAUUCCCAGCCGUAGCCACGUCUGCUCGCCACAGACCUCUCUAAUUAUCAAUUUGCUGGGAAAUUGACUAUUAGAAGAAAAGAAAAUCAUUGCCCUCAUUAGAAUUUAAAAGCAGCUCCAUCAAACUGGUGCUAUGUCAAUGUUGGUUUUAUGUACAGAGCAAUUUUAAGUGGCCUACCAGCCAGACGGUUUGUGAAGUAAUUGUGUUCCAUCUUGGCUGGCAACCUGUGUAAUAUGCUCAAGUAUCAAAUGUAUUGGUUAGGGGUGCUUUUUAGCUGCAGCUCUUAUGGAAUAGGCUUUCAUGAUUGGUGGAUUCAAAAUGCAGACAGCAUUGGGCAUGUUUCCCUUUAGAAAAAAAACAUUUUCAAGGUCAGCCCUUCUGUUAGAAAACUUGUUAAUUGUGUUCCACCUCCCAAAAGUUACAAUUUUGUAGGUCCAUCACAAUUCAAAUGAGCUGUGACAAAAGCAUUCCUUUGUCAUUGUUCACCCUGU
Molecule: messenger RNA, 7028 nt
Organism: Acanthaster planci (crown-of-thorns starfish)
Lineage: Eukaryota; Metazoa; Echinodermata; Asteroidea; Valvatida; Acanthasteridae
Source: RefSeq, a predicted model, not a curated record